Messenger RNA from Cynara cardunculus var. scolymus (artichoke), 468 nucleotides. Its product is annotated as trigger factor-like. The annotation marks the transcript as partial. NCBI's taxonomy places the organism in Eukaryota, Viridiplantae, Streptophyta, Magnoliopsida, Asterales, Asteraceae. The transcript is spliced from 2 exons. The record is from RefSeq and is a predicted model, not a curated record.
AUGCGCAAAGCAACGACAACUCUAGCCAGCGCUCUGUCAUGGCUAGAGGAGAUGAUGGUUCUCCAGCAUCAACUAAUCCAUGACGCUGAAGCUGAAGCCGAGUUUUCCCAAGCAAUCCCAACCUCCGGUGAAACUGUUACAGCUGAGGAAGUUGAUGCCAUCCCUCGGGAUGAUGACUUUCCCAUCACCUCUACACCUGUUGCUGGUGGUGAUGAUGACGAAGAAGAUGAUGAUGAAGAUGACGAACCUGAUCUUCCAGACUCUGGCAGUGACCUUGAUGGUGAUGAUGACGACGAUAAUGAAGAUGAUUUCACCAUUCAGUAUCAACAUCCAACAACCGCCACCAAAGGAGUCGUCCUUAGGGAUUCUGCAUCCCCGGGGGAGCAAAGGGAGGAAGAGUCCUCUCCAUCAAAGAACCAGGACCCUAAGUCAAAAGGCAAAGGUGUCGUUGAAGAAGGGAACCUGAAG